ACGGUGUACGUCUGUUCCGUCUCGAGUGAAGAUUUUUUGAAAUACCGCCCUUUCGUUCUUUAUAUUAAUUCGUUCGCCGUAAAGGAAAGUUCCUUGUCUACGACUUUAAAAACACGUUAAACUGUCGAGGCUUCGUUCGAUUUAAGUUUCCACGAUUUCGUUCGAAUGGGAAACUCUACGAUUUUUUGCAAGUUUCAGAUAUUAUUGGGUUCCCUUCACGUUAAUCGAUUUUGGAUACAUCGAUAGAAUUGCAUCAUGAUAGGUCUGAAUUUAUCGAGUGCAGCAAUAUUCGAACUUGUUACUUGGUGAAAUUAGUGUGGACUAAUAGAAUUAAUAAUUCUCUGGCGACGCGAGUGACGAUUUUAAUUAUCGAGCUGGAAAAUUGAAAAUUCGACGGGAGACUAAGGAAUCUAUAGUACGUCCAGAAGUAACCGUGGCACGAAAUCAAGAAGGACGAACAAAGACAACUGCACUGUGAGUGAUGCCUCGGAAGCCUAAACCGAGAUAUUUGUUGGCCGUGCUGUUGUUGUUGGUUGGUCUUCUCGACUCUGGUUACUCGACGUCCGCUCCUCAAUAUCCGGUUUGCAAACCGGGUUUUGAAUUUUGGUCCGUCGAGCGUGCCACCUGCUGGCCUUGCACCAAAUGUACUCCUGAAUUUACUUUGAGCCCCUGCGCGAUUUACAAGGAUUCCAUUUGCGGACCACUGUCGGCCCUCGAGCUCGAUUGGUCUUUCCUUUCAACGAGAAAGCGACCGGAAACGGGUCAAAGGAGCUUGGAAGCCGUUACCUCGAACAUGCUAUGGAGAUUCCCAGAUUUAGAGCAACAGCAGGUCAGACAUGAGUCGAAGGACUUUGUCGACCGCGUAGAGAAUUUCAAGAGGAAUAUCGAAUUACAAACAAUGUACCAGAGGACAACCGAGCCUCAUCCAAGGAAAACGCCUACGUUGGAGGAGAGGAUCUUGUGGGAUUGGCAAACCGGGGCGCUGAUCCUUGCAGUCUGCGCGUGUAUUCUGUUCUUUUUGGUCGCAGGAUGUUCUGCGUUGAUCUACGCAAGGCAGUGGCGCCGAAUGAAAAGGAACUUUGAUCCAGUGGGCUUAGAAGAGAUUUCGUCUCGGCUGAAUUUAAUGGUCAAGGCGGAACUAGCGGAACUGGUUGCGGGCACGUCCAUCAAUUCAGGUGAUCCAGAAAAGAGGUGUCAGUACCUACAAAAACUCUUAGAUCGAAAGGGAGAACCUCCUGUAAUGAUCAGUUGGCCGGAUGUCAGUGGAAACCUUUAUAUAGAGGAGGGUCGGACUACAAAAGGAAAGAAGCUACAAAUUCCUAGAAUUCAUCGAAACAUUGAUACGAUUUUAAAUAAAAAAAAAAAUCCAACGUUUGAUAAAUAAAAAUUGAAAUAGUAUUAAUAACUUUUUAAAAUAUUUGAUUAAAAAUUACCUUGAUGGUACAUAUUUUGUAUUUAUAUUUGCAUUUACGACUCGUUCGACAAGGAUUGCAGAUAGAGAAACACUGAAAUAAUGAAAGUAACAAAUAUCGCCAAUUAUACACAAGAUAUUUUGUAUUAUUAUUAAAAAUGUAAUAACUGCCAAGCACUUAUAAUCAAUUUUUGUUAUUUAAGCAAGUGCAUAAAGUCUUCGUUCGAAGUUCCGAAAUUCGAUUAAAAUCGAGCGACGAUCGACUUAGCCUAUCGAUUAUUUAUUUCUUUUUAUUAGUAUUAGAAACUGCCAUUUUUAAACGAUAACUUUACAAUGUACAUACCGAAAUAUCGAAUAAAAUUAUAU
Molecule: messenger RNA, 1777 nt
Organism: Colletes gigas
Lineage: Eukaryota; Metazoa; Arthropoda; Insecta; Hymenoptera; Colletidae
Product: tumor necrosis factor receptor superfamily member wengen-like
Exons: 6
Coding region: 482-1384 (300 amino acids)
Molecular function (GO): protein binding
Source: RefSeq, a predicted model, not a curated record